AUUCUCUCUCUUUUUGAUAAAAAAAAGAAAUUGUUGCUUUUCAUUUUGGCAUCACAGAGUAUCAGAGAGAAAGAGAGAGAGAGCGGUUUUGCAGAAAAAAUCCAAGUAAAUUUAAGGAGCCACCACUGUUCCAAUCAGCCCCUUUCAUUUUGCAGUGCCCGUUUAUUUUUUCGUGUUUGCAUUCACCGUUCCACAGAAGGAAAAAAGAGUGCUUUGUUCCAUCUCUUUCUGUGGUGUGUCUCAAGAUAAAAAGCUCACUCACUCACAGCAGCAACAACCCUUUUACCUUAACUCUUGAAACUUUGUUCAAAGUUUGGAUUUUGAGGGAGCAUGAUCUGAUGAAGGAGUGUGGAGGCUCUCUUGGGGGAGAGGGCAAGGAAGAAGAGGACUACACAAAACAAGUGUUGUCUUUUUGAACCCCAAAAAAAACGUUUUUUUUGUUUUGUUGUUAUGGCACUUUGUAUGCAGAGUCAGCAGAGAGAUUCAGCAUCAAACAAGCUGCUCAUGGAUUGUGGCAAGUAUGUGAGGUACACACCUGAACAGGUGGAGGCUUUGGAGAGGGUGUAUGUUGAAUGUCCAAAGCCUAGUUCUUCCAGAAGGCAACAAAUCAUUAGGGAGUGUCCACUCCUUGCUAACAUUGAAACAAAGCAGAUCAAAGUGUGGUUCCAGAAUCGCAGAUGUCGUGAAAAGCAGCGGAAGGAAGCCUCUCGUCUGCAGACAGUGAAUAGAAAGCUGUCUUCAAUGAACAAGUUGUUAAUGGAAGAGAACGACCGACUGCAGAAGCAGGUCUCACAGUUGGUUUAUGAUAAUGGAUUCAUGAAACAACAAAUACAUACUGCAUCUGCUACUACUACUACUACUACUGACAAUAGCUGUGAGUCUGUGGUAGUGAGUGGUCAACACCAACCGCAAAACCCCAAAACUCAGCAUCCCCAGUGGGAUGCCAACAACCCAGCUGGUCUUCUUGCUAUUGCUCAGGAGACCCUAGUGGAGUUCCUUUCCAAAGCUACUGGAACUGCUGUCAACUGGGUCCAGAUGAUUGGGAUGAAGCCUGGUCCGGAUUCUAUUGGAAUUGUUGCUGUUUCCCGCAACUGUAGUGGCGUAGCGGCAAGAGCCUGUGGCCUUGUGAGCCUAGAGCCCACAAAGGUUGCCGAGAUUCUCAAAGAUCGUCCAUCAUGGUAUCGUGACUGUCGAUGCCUCAAUGUAUUGAGUGUAGUCUCCGCAGGGAAUGGGGGCACAAUAGAGCUUAUGUACAUGCAGACAUAUGCACCAACAACAUUGGCAGCUGCAAGAGACUUCUGGACUCUGAGAUACACUACUAGUUUGGAAGAUGGAAGUCUUGUGAUUUGUGAGAGGUCCUUGACUUCUUCAACUGGUGGCCCCACAGGGCCAGCUGCUUCAAACUUCAUACGAGCUGAAAUGCUUCCCAGUGGCUAUCUAAUUAGAUCCUGUGAGGGUGGUGGAUCUAUCAUUCACAUUGUUGAUCAUGUGGAUUUAGAUGUUUGGAGUGUUCCUGAAGUACUUAGACCCCUCUAUGAAUCACCAAAAUUCUUGGCUCAGAAAUUGACUACUGCUGCAUUGCGACAUGCAAGACAAAUUGCACAGGAAUCAAGUGGAGAUGUUCAUUAUGGUGGGGGUCGUCAACCUGCUGUCUUGAGGACAUUUAGUCAAAGGCUUUGCAAAGGGUUCAAUGAUGCUGUCAACGGGUUUGUGGAUGAUGGUUGGUCACUGAUGGGUAAUGAUGGGGUGGAAGAUGUGACCAUAGCCAUAAACUCGUCUCCCAACAAGUUUUUCGGUUCCCAUUACAAUACAUCAAUGCUUCCAGCAUUUGGAGGUGGGGUCAUGUGUGCCAAGGCAUCAAUGCUGCUACAGAAUGUUCCUCCUGCUUUGCUUGUUCGUUUUCUGAGGGAGCAUCGUUCAGAGUGGGCUAAUUAUGAAGUUGAUGCAUACUCUUCUGCAUGUCUCAAAGCUAGUCCUUAUGCAGUUCCUUGUGCAAGACCUAGUGGUUUCCCAAGCAGCCAUGUCAUUAUACCACUUGCUCAUACUAUUGAGCAUGAGGAGUUCUUGGAGGUAGUUCGUAUUGAGGGUAAUGCAUUUCCCCCUGAUGAUGUAGCUUGGGCAUGUGAUAUGUAUCUAAUGCAGCUGUGCAGUGGAAUUGAUGAAAAUGCAAUUGGAGCGUGUGCACAGCUUGUGUUUGCACCUAUUGAUGAAUCAUUUGCAGAUGAUGCUCUCUUACUGCCUUCUGGUUUCCGUAUCAUACCAUUGGAUCCUAAAACAGAUGGUUUGGCUUCAACUAGGACAUUGGACUUAGCAUCAACACUGGAAACAGGAUCUGGUAAUGCCCGCUCAGCUGGUGAAAGUGACUCGAAUAACUACAACCUUAGGUCGGUCCUCACAAUUGCAUUCCAAUUUACCUUUGAGAACCAUUUGCGGGACAAUGUGGCUGUUAUGGCUCGCCAGUAUGUGCGUAAUGUUGUGCGAUCUGUUCAGAGGGUUGCCAUGGCAAUUGCUCCCUCUAGGCUCAGUACACAGUUGGGGCCAAAGUCAUUUCCUGGUCCACCAGAGGCUCUUACCUUAGCAAGAUGGAUCUGCAGAAGCUACAGGCUCCACACCUGCACAGAGCUUUUCAGCGUUGAGUCCACAUCUGGUGAUGCAAUCUUGAAACAACUUUGGCACCAUCCAGAUGCAAUAUUGUGCUGUUCUGUAAAAACAGAUGCAUCUCCGGUGUUCACCUUUGCAAACCAAGCUGGACUUGACAUGCUUGAAACCACUCUUGUUGCUCUUCAAGACAUAAUGCUGGAUAAAGUUCUUGAUGAAGCUGGCAGGAAGGUUCUCUGCAUUGAGUUCUCCAAGAUAAUGCAACAGGGAUUUGCAUAUCUGCCAGCAGGAAUAUGUGUAUCAAGUAUGAAUCGACCAGUGUCUUAUGAGCAGGCCAUUGCAUGGAAAGUUCUCGAUGAUGAUGAUUCCAAUCACUGCCUUGCCUUCGUAUUCAUGAACUGGUCUUUUGUCUGAUGGGGGGAACCAUCAUUUAGAUACUUUAUUAUAUCUAUUAAUUUAUAUUUUGAGUACUUUACUAAGAUAUUGUCACACCAACAACGAAUGUAACUAAUGACUGGAUUUCAUGAACUCAUGGUUGUGUGUGCCAUUAGAUUAGCUUUGCUUUAUGCUUUUACCAAGGAUGUACCUUUCUUACUAUAUAAACUCCUUGUUGAAGUAUAGCCUACUUAUUCCUAAAAAUUAUCCUUCACUGGCA
Glycine soja is the source of this 3253-nucleotide messenger RNA. RefSeq names its product homeobox-leucine zipper protein ATHB-14-like. NCBI's taxonomy places the organism in Eukaryota, Viridiplantae, Streptophyta, Magnoliopsida, Fabales, Fabaceae. The transcript has 18 exons. The coding region runs from base 451 to 3012 and encodes 853 amino acids. Gene Ontology annotation, molecular function: DNA-binding transcription factor activity; DNA binding; lipid binding. The record is from RefSeq and is a predicted model, not a curated record.